UCAGGACUAGGUGAGAUGGCUCGCUGGAAGGUGGCUGCGCUCUCUCUCCACUGCUGGCUGGCGGGGCUCUGUUGCAGCUCGGUGGCUGUUGAAGUCAACAAUUCCAGCAGCAGAAGCAACAGCAGCAACCUGUCGCCAUCGGAGCUCCUGGAGAGUUUGAUCGGCAAGACGUCUCGAUAUGACUACCGAGUACGGCCCAACUUCGGCGGGGCUCCGACAGUGAUUAACUGCAGCAUCUUCAUCGAAAACUUCGGAUCCAUAUCAGAAACAACCAUGGACUACAAAGUGUCCAUCUUCAUGCGGCAGAUCUGGAACGACCCGCGGCUGAGCUACACGGGGUCCAGGCGGAGCCUCGCACUCGACAGCUCCAUCAUCGGCUCCAUCUGGAGGCCCGACCUCUUCUUCUCCAACGAGAUGAGCGGCAGCUUCCACUCUGUCACCACGGACAACCGCCGCAUCACCGUCUACAGCAACGGAGAUAUCUUCUACUCGCUGCGGCUGUCCCUGACUCUCUCCUGCCACAUGGACCUCCACAACUUCCCCAUGGACACCCAGGUCUGCCUCAUCUACCUGGAAAGCUACGGCUACACGCUCCGGGACCUGCUGUUCCAGUGGCUUCCCGGGGACGCUGUGACUUUCGCCGACGGGCUCAGCCUGCCCCAGUUCCAGCUGAUGAGGACUGCCGAGUUGGGUGACUGCACCAAGACAUACGUCACGGGUAGCUUCACCUGCAUAGACGCCAAGUUUGUGUUGCACAGAGAGAUGGGAUUCUACCUCAUCCAGCUCUACAUCCCCAGCAUCCUCAUCGUCAUCAUCUCCUGGGUCUCCUUCUGGAUCAACAUGAACGUGGCCCAGGCGCGCGUGGGUCUGGGCAUCACUACAGUGCUCACCAUGACCACGCAGAGCACGGGGUCACGCUCCUCCAUGCCCAAGCUCUCCUACAUCAACGCGAUGGACGUGUGGAUGACGGCGUGCCUCUUCUUCGUGUUCGGCGCGCUGCUCGAGUACAUCAUGGUCGUCAUGACGGCCAUGCGGGCCAGGAGCCUCGCCAAGACAACGCUCACCACCUACCACGUCAAUACAGAUGAAGGAUGUGCCAAGUGGAUGGUGCGGGCGCAGGGGAUCGACAACGCCUCUCGAUUCGUUUUCCCCAUCAGCUUCGCCGUCUUCAACGUCGCCUAUUGGCUCCUCUGCCUCCAGUCGAGGGGGAAAUAGCGAGGGGUGGUGCACGCAGGGAAUCAAUGCAGGGAUUCCUAUACUUACGAACAAGUUAGAUUCCAUAGGUCUGUGUUCGUACGUCUAUUUGUUCGUAAGUUCAAAUUUACUUCGGUCAGAUUUAAGACAUGUUGUACGGCAAUGUAAAGUACUAUUACACAUUAUACAAUACUAUACUACAUUAUAUACCUCUACACUUCAGUACAGGAACUCCUCGACUUACCAACGAGUUAGGUUCAAUAGGUCUGUGUUCGUAAGUCUAUUUGUUCCUAAGUCUAUCUUUACUUCUGUCGAUGUUGUAAGGCAUGUACUCCUAUAGAUGUAGAUGCCACUAGUUCUUCACGUUCUGUAGAUGUAGAUGCCACUGGUUAUUUACAUUCUGCAGAUGUAGAUGUCACUGGUUCUUCACGUUCUGCAGAUGUAGAUGCCACUGGUUCUUCACGUUCUGCAGAUGUAGAUGCCACUGGUUCUUCACGUUCUGCAUAUGUAGAUGCCACUGGUUCCUCGUGUUCUACAGAUGUAGAUGCCACUGGUUAUUUACAUUCUGCAGAUGUAGAUGUCACUGGUUCUUCACGUUCUGCAGAUGUAGAUGCCACUGGUUCUUCACGUUCUGCAGAUGUAGAUGCCACUGGUUCUUCACGUUCUGUAGAUAUAGAUGCCACUGGUUCUUCACGUUCUGUAGAUAUAGAUGCCACUGGUUCCUCGUGUUCUGCAGAUGUAGAUGCCACUGGUUCUUCGCGUUCUGUAGAUAUAGAUGCCACUGGUUCUUCGCGUUCUGUAGAUAUAGAUGCCACUGGUUCUUCGCGUUCUGCAGAUGUAGAUGCCACUGGUUCCUCGUGUUCUACAGAUGUAGAUGCCACUGGUUAUUUACAUUCUGCAGAUGUACAUGUCACUGGUUCUUCGCGUUCUGUAGAUGUAGAUGCCACUGGUUCCUCGUGUUCUACAGAUGUAGAUGCCACUGAUUCUUCACGUUCUGCAGAUGUAGAUGCCACUGGUUUUUCACGUUCUACAGAUGUAGAUGCCACUGAUUCUUCACGUUCUGUAGAUGUAGAUGCCACCACCGCCAUCUAUUGCACAGCGGUUGAACUUACGACUCUCGGUCCAAAUAGGCAAGUGGACAUACAGACAGGUUUGUUCGUAUCUCUGAAAGUUUGUAAGGCGAAUGUUCGUAAGUAGAGGAGUCCCUGCAACAACAAUACUUUCAUUUUACAUAGCAUCCUUCGUGCUAAUAGCAUCCCGUAGCACUGUGCAUAAAUUAUUUACAGGAGGUCAUCGAUUAUCCGGCGGCUUCAGGGGGAAGGGGACGCCAGAUUUUCUAAAAUCCCGCAUAAUCACUCCUCAUCAUGACUUAAAAUCGCCAAUUUUUGCGCAUUUUUACGUGACAUUAUGCUUUUAGGUGUUGUGUGUAUGUGGUUUUGUCGUGUUUUAAAUGUGUUAACUACGUGAAAUUGGUAUAAAUAAACAUACAAA
Molecule: messenger RNA, 2685 nt
Organism: Lethenteron reissneri (Far Eastern brook lamprey)
Lineage: Eukaryota; Metazoa; Chordata; Hyperoartia; Petromyzontiformes; Petromyzontidae
Product: glycine receptor subunit alpha-3-like
Biological process (GO): monoatomic ion transmembrane transport
Cellular component (GO): membrane
Molecular function (GO): GABA-A receptor activity; extracellular ligand-gated monoatomic ion channel activity
Source: RefSeq, a predicted model, not a curated record